Acaulospora morrowiae is the source of this 777-nucleotide messenger RNA. Lineage: Eukaryota; Fungi; Glomeromycota; Glomeromycetes; Diversisporales; Acaulosporaceae. The record is from the annotation of a GenBank genome assembly.
AUGAACCAAUUAUGUAUUCCCGACAUCGACAAUGAAUCGAAUAUCGAUAGAGUAUUUUCAACAGCAUCGAGCAUCAAUCGUACGUUUCAAAUGAUGAUGGCACCAUCAUGUUUUUCUAACGACGAUGGCAUCGAACGUCAAUCGUACAUUUCCAACGACGAUGGCAUCAAAAAUAAAUCAUGCACUUCCGACAACAAUGGCAUCGAACAUAAAUCGUGCAUUUUCAACAAUGAUGGAACAAUGCUAUUUGUUUUCAUAUAUAUUGAGUGUACCUAUAAACUUCUACUACCACCAUUAAGUGAAUUUACCUUUCCGAAAGAAGGAAAGAAGAAAAUAAACAUCUUUAUAUUCUUCAGAAACAACAUUCAACCAUGCAUACAAAGCUUAUUCGACAGUAAAAAUCUUAAUCGUCCCAAAAAUGGAAUGGUAUCGAAGUACGUGGGUAAGCUGUGGAAAAAAAUACUUGAUGAAGGGUAUAAAAAAGAAAUGAAGCGUCUUUUCGAUAACUACUAUAAAAAAUUCACUAUCAACUAUGAAAUAGUCGAACAGAAUAAGCACCUAAAUGGAAAAGCCAAAAGCAAAAGAUCGAAUAGAAAAAUUAAUCAUAAAAAAGUUAUUCAAACUUCCCUCGAGGAAAUGUCCUUCGAGGAUUCGCUUAAAUAUCAAAACCAAAUGACGGCUGUGAGUGAACGUUUCGAGCCGGGUUCCACUCUAAUGCCACACCUAGAAUAUAUGUGGGAAAUGCCUUUCGAAGAAACGCCUAAAUAUCAAAACUAG